This is a messenger RNA of Hypoxylon trugodes, 1083 nucleotides long. Its product is annotated as trypsin-like cysteine/serine peptidase domain-containing protein. The transcript is spliced from 4 exons. The coding region runs from base 1 to 1083 and encodes 360 amino acids. The record is from RefSeq and is a predicted model, not a curated record. Lineage: Eukaryota; Fungi; Ascomycota; Sordariomycetes; Xylariales; Hypoxylaceae.
AUGGCCAAAAAUCCUCAGGGUGCUGAGCAGUUGAUCAGAUGCCUUCCGUUCUCAACUCCCGUUGAAGCUCGCGACGACUCCGCUAGCAUCAGCAAAAGUGAAGAUGCUAUGCAACACGUUAUCGACUUUAUAACGAACCUACGCUCCGACCAUGAAAACUUCUUAGAUUGCGUCUCUAUAUAUUCUAUUAGUGGUCCCUUUGGCGUCUGGGACUCGCAGCGUUAUGACGGCUUUAAGAAUACUGCGAUUCGAUUUGACCUUGAUUCUUCCUUAUGUGGAAUCCCUAUUACCGAAGCCUCCCUGAAAAAGAACCCUUUGAGGGUAGUUGAUGUGGAAGAAAUACAACCUGGAAAGACUCCACACGGUGCGUACGUGGAUCUCGUACUUAUAUUCUUGUCAGUCCUAACCCUUUCAACACCUGUGGUCAGAAUUAUUGCCUGGCUUAGCAACAUGGAGUGUUCCUCCGGCACGGGAACCGUGAUCGACAACUACACAGUCGUAACUGCUGCCCAUGUUCUAGUCUCCGACUCAGGACAUGCUGUUUCAGUACAAGUUAUUGCUGAGGAAGGGCGUAACAUCGAGUCUCGAUACUGCAAACUAGACAAGCCGUUCGAUACCGUUCAACCUAUUGAAUGCCAGCAGUGUCCUAUUACUAAGGAAAAUGACGCUUACACGACCAUCUAUGGAUUUCCGAAAGAUACGUCUGUAUUUGCACCGUGUGGGCAACUGUGUAUGAGCGAGUCCCCCUUCCAUUACAAUCCAACCUCAAAGAUGAUUGAGCACGAAGGCGAUACUGAAGAAGGAAAUUCGGGUGGUCCCCUCAUCGACUCAUCGGGGAAAGUUUUCGCCUUACAUAGCGGCUGUGUUCAUGAUAAGACGAAAGAUAUGGUGAAUCUGGCUGUCAUGAUCGACCGGGACGGUAACAACAUUGCGGCCUUGCUCCAAGUCCUUAACGGCGAGCAGUCCAUUGAAAGCUCCACCGCGCCCAAUCAACAGUCUGGUAACAGUAUUAGGCUUGUUAGAAAAGCCCAAGGCGUUGAUGGUCUCAUAUUUGUUUGGAGAGACGGCGAAAUCAGAAGGUAG